AUGGAAGAGAUGGUGAUCUGGGAGCAGCACACGGUGACGCUGAGCAAGGACCCUCAACGGGGCUUUGGCUUUGCUGUCUCCGGAGGCCGGGACCGUCCCAACAAGAUGACCGGGGACACGGCGGUGAUCGUUUCGGAUGUGGUGUCUGGGGGACCGGCAGCGGGCCAGCUCCAGAGGAAGGAUCGCAUCGUGAUGGUGAAUGGCCUUUCCAUGGAGAAUGUUUCGUCCUCCUUUGCCGUCCAGACACUUAAAACCUGCGGCAAGAUCGCCAACAUUACACUGAAAAGACCAAAGAAAGUCCACCUCCCUGCGACCAAGAGCAGCCCCGGGUCCCCCACUGCGCCCCGACGCUAUGACUCAGACGAGGACUACAGGCCACACGGUGUGGAUCCAGCCCUGCACCGCUCCCGGGAUGACUUGGACCACAGCCAGGGCUAUGAUGGGGACUCAUCCAGCGAGAGGAGCUCUGGCCACCACCGGGAUGACCGCCGCCACCACAAGCCAGUGUCCCGGAGCCGGAGGCGAAGCCAGGACAGCAGCCACUGGAGGCUGCCGCGCCAGGAUGUACCAAUGAAGCCCAUCACGUCAGUCCUCGUGAAGCAGAAGCAGAACGAAGAGUAUGGCCUGAAGCUGGGGAGUCAGCUCUUCAUCAAGCACAUAGUGGAGAGCGGGCUGGCGGCAAAGGGCAGCUCCUUGCAGGAGGGAGACCUCAUCCUGAAGAUCAAUGGGGUGGCCAGCGAGGACAUGUCCCUGGCUGACACCCAGCAGCUCAUCGAGCAGACGGAGGGGACCCUGACCCUGCUCAUCCUCCGGGACCACCGGCAGUUCCUGGUCAACAUCCCCGACAUAGAAGACAGCCAGAGCGACAGCUCCCACAUGGAUGAUAUCUCUGACAUCAACUCUGAACUGUCCCAUCCGCCAUCCCCUGAGACGUCCCCACGACCUCCGGCUGCUGCCAGGAUGAGUUCACCACCGGAGAGGAGACGACCCAAUGGGGACCCCGCGGCCAACGCGAUUGUGGACGAUGCUCGUGGCCCUGGCAACGAGCGGGCUCCGGGCUCCUGCAUGCCGCCGCUGUCCGAACCCUCCUGGCAGAGCUGUGCCAGGUCUCCCCAUGCCUCGGCUGCCCCAGCAGCGGCGUGGCUACUGCCAUCUCCUGGACCAGUCCUCCUUCCUGCAGACCUGUUGGAAGCCGUGGAGGGGGAUGGCUGCCAUGGCCCCCACGCCAGCCCCACUGCCCGAGCUGCCCGCAAGGAUGGGUACAGUGCCGACUCCAGGGUUGUGCACUUUGUGAAGGCCAAGAGUGUCGGGCUGCAGCUGGCCGGCGGGAACGAUGUGGGGAUCUUCGUGUCAAGUGUGCAGGAGGGGAGCCCGGCCGACAGCCAGGGUGUCCGGGAAGGGGACCAGAUCCUGCAGGUGAAUGACACCAGUUUCCAGAACCUGACCCGCGAGGAGGCUGUGGAAUAUCUCAUGAGCCUGCCGCCGGGUGAGGACAUCACGCUGUGGACCCAGAGCAAGCAGGACAUUUACAGGAAGAUGAUCUCGUCCAACGUGGGUGACUCAUUCUACAUCCGGACACACUUUGACUUUGAGAAGGACGCGCCGUCAGGGCUCAGCUUCGUCCGUGGGGAUGUCUUCCACGUGCUGGACACCAUGUACCGGGGCAGGCUGGGGAGCUGGCUGGCUGUGCGCAUGGGCAGGGACCUGCAGGAGCAGGACAAGGGCAUCAUCCCCAACCGGAGGAGGGCCGAACAGAUUGCCAGCCUGGAGUCAGUGCUGAAAGCCACAUCUGGUGCCAACACUUCUGGGGCACGGGCGGAGUUUUGGAAGCUGCGGGGCCUGCGGGGAGCCAAGAAGAUGCUGCGGAAGAGCCGGGAGGACCUGUCUGCCCUCACAAAGCAGGGCCACUACCCGCCGUAUGAGAGAGUGGUCCUGAAGGAAGCCAGCUUCAAGCGGCCAGUGGUGAUCCUGGGCCCCAUCGCAGACAUCGCCAUGCAGAAGCUGAGCACGGAGAUGCCUGAGCGGUUUGAGAUUGCCCUGAGCGUGCCCCGAGAUGGGGCGUCGUCCAAGGUCAUCAAGUUGGACUCGGUGCGGCAGAUCGCAGAAAAG
Molecule: messenger RNA, 2109 nt
Organism: Balearica regulorum gibbericeps (East African grey crowned-crane)
Lineage: Eukaryota; Metazoa; Chordata; Aves; Gruiformes; Gruidae
Source: RefSeq, a predicted model, not a curated record